This is a messenger RNA of Blepharisma stoltei, 692 nucleotides long. NCBI's taxonomy places the organism in Eukaryota, Ciliophora, Heterotrichea, Heterotrichida, Blepharismidae. The record is from the annotation of a GenBank genome assembly.
AUGAGUGAUUUGCCGCAGCUAAUUCUACCUUGGUGAGUCAAUAAAUAAUUGGGUGAAUUUUUAUUUUUUCUACAAAACCCAAUCCUCAAUGCACAGGCAAAAAAUUUUUAUUAAAAAAUAUUUUGAUAAUAUAAGUGAUAAUUAUUAUAAUGAUAUCUUUAGCUAAUUCUGUAAUAUAAAUUUAUAUAUAUUACCAAAUCUAUAUUUGAAAAAUAAUGUUAAAAUUUAUGUUAAAGAAUAUCUCCCUCCAUAUGCGAGCACAAUUUUUUGUGUUCGCUCUCAGAGGGGAAGUAAGAGAGCGAGCAUAUUCGUCAAUGGCUUACCACGAAUAUAAAAAACUUCGAGUUUAUGCUCCAAGCCCUGAAAUAAAACCAUUGGACUCUGCUGAACUUCCUCCUCCGAUUUCACUGACGCCAUCUGCAAUUGAGUCCAGCAUCUACUCUGUUGAAACAUUAUUACGAGAGCAAGAAGAAGACCAGCUAUUAAUAAAAAUUUUGAAAAAAACGACUUAUGAGCAGUCCAUGCAAAUUGAUAAACUUCAGGCAAAUAUUAAUGAAUUAAAACAUACAAUUGAUGCAUUGAAGCGACAGGUGAGAGAACAGAGUGAAGGCUCACCUCCAAGAUCAACUGGAUUUUUUCAGCAAGCGAUUUUGGCAAGAAGUAGAAGCAACAGCACAGCAGAUGCUGAUUAA